Molecule: messenger RNA, 981 nt
Organism: Lampris incognitus (smalleye Pacific opah)
Lineage: Eukaryota; Metazoa; Chordata; Actinopteri; Lampriformes; Lampridae
Product: secretory phospholipase A2 receptor-like
Exons: 4
Coding region: 1-900 (299 amino acids)
Source: RefSeq, a predicted model, not a curated record
AUGGCGAGAGCUUUCCCAGGACCCUUCUUCAUACUCCUCCUCGGCUGUGCUGUGUGUGGCCUCGGCUCAGUGAUAAAGAAAAAGUUCCACUUCAACCAGACUCCUCUGUCCUGGCUGGAUGCCCAGAAACACUGCAGAAGGUUUUACAGCCAUGAUUGUGAAAGGCCAUACUUCUUCCUCUGUGAUGACACCAAGUUUCCGAGCUUUCAUGAGAGGGUCUAUUUUGUUUAUCCGGUGAAGACAUGGCUCAAGGCCCAGGAAUACUGCAGGACUUACUACACAGAUUUAGUCACUUUCAGAGAUUAUGACACAAAAAACUUCUCCCUCAGUCUGAGAAACUUCCAAGUCUGGAUUGGACUGCACAGAGAUACAGAUGGUGAGACAUGGGAGUGGAGCACAGGGAUGUCAGACUACAGGAACUGGCAAUAUGAGGGAAAUUAUGACUGUGUCUCCAUCUCCUCUAUGAACAAAACGAUGGCCACCCAAGACUGCUCCACUUUGCUUCCCUUCAUCUGUUACAGUGAUAACCUGCUCCUGGUGAAGGAGAACAAGACAUGGUUGGAGGCCUUGGAACAUUGCAGGGCCAUAGAGGCCCUGGAUCCCAACAAUCCCCUUCUGUACCGCAACUACCGCUAUGACUUGGUCAGCAUGAACUCUGAAGGUGACCACCUCUACAUGUGGGGCAGAAUCAAGGAUGCAACCACAGACCAGGUAUGGACGGGCCUGUGCUUCCUGGCUGGCCAGUGGAGGUGGGUGAACGGGGUGCAGGGAUUGUAUCAGGAGGCACCGCCCUGCCCCGCUCAGGACCAGCGGUGUGGAGCGCUGUCUAAACACAACAGUACAGCCUUGGAAACAAGGAACUGCACUGAGAAAAGGAACUUCCUCUGCUACAAGAAAUGACCAGCAACCAAUUUAAACACCAAGGUAUAAUCGAACAUGGACUCAUAAUAUUAAGACACAUACCGUAUUUACCGGACUACA